This is a messenger RNA of Paramecium pentaurelia, 403 nucleotides long. The record is from the annotation of a GenBank genome assembly. NCBI's taxonomy places the organism in Eukaryota, Ciliophora, Oligohymenophorea, Peniculida, Parameciidae.
AUGUUAUCUUCUUUGAAGUAAAUACUAGCAAAAUAAAAGGAUAUUCUAGUGGUGAUUCCUGCUUUUUGUUCUUAUUAUCUACUUACUCAACAUUUGAUUUCAUUUGAACUUUCUGAAGGUUAAUCUAUGCAUCCAACUGUAAAAGAUGGUGAAUUAGUUAUUGUUUAAAGAGCACUUUAUAAGAUUUAAAAAGGAGACAUUAUAAUAGCCAAAUCUCCUGUUAGACCUGAUUACACAAUUUGCAAAAGAAUAGUUCAUUUAGAAGAUGAAAUUGAUCCAAAUGGUAAUAAAGUACCAAAAAAUCAUGUUUGGAUUGAAGGAGAUAAUGGAAAAGUCUCUUUUGAUUCUAAAUUUCAUGGUCCUAUUCCAAUCAAUUUGAUAUAAGGAAGAGUUAUUUAUUGAA